AUGGCUGGUCGCUACGAUAGGAAACCCUUGGACGAGGGAGAAGAAGUCAAUCCUUUUGCUAAAGAGAAGGAGCUGGAAGCUAAAGAAGUUGAGCUUCAGCGACGCGAGCAGGAUCUCAAACGGAAAGAAGAUGCUGCUGCACGAGCGGGAGUUGUGAUGGAGGUGAAAAACUGGCCGCCCUUGUUCCCACUUAUCCACCACGACAUUGCAAAUGAUAUUCCCAUCCGUCUCCAAACUCUACAGUAUACUGCAUUUGCAACUUAUUUAGGAUUGGUUCUUGCUCUUUUCUGGAAUGUCAUCGCCGUUACUACUGCUUGGAUCAAAGGAGAAGGAGUGACGAUUUGGCUCCUUGCUCUUAUUUACUUCAUAUCGGGUGUCCCAGGAGGCUAUGUGUUAUGGUAUCGCCCUCUCUACCGUGCCUUCAGAAAUGAUAACGCGGCGAGCUUUGGAUGGUUUUUCUUGUUCUACCUGGUGAGUACAUUAGUGGUAACAUCUUAUAACCUGAGUGCUCUAGAAAAGUCAUGUGACACCGUUCCUUUCUUGCCACAGAUCCACAUAUUUUUCUGCGUCGUUGCUGCUGUUUCUCCUCCUUUUGUUUUCAAAGGAAAAUCACUUGCUGGCAUAUUACCUGCAAUGGACAUGUUGAGCAGUCAGGCAUUGGUCGGAGUAAGCUAG
Molecule: messenger RNA, 675 nt
Organism: Eruca vesicaria subsp. sativa (arugula)
Lineage: Eukaryota; Viridiplantae; Streptophyta; Magnoliopsida; Brassicales; Brassicaceae
Source: the annotation of a GenBank genome assembly